Messenger RNA from Solea solea (common sole), 4227 nucleotides. RefSeq names its product signal peptide, CUB domain, EGF-like 2 (gene scube2). Gene Ontology annotation, molecular function: calcium ion binding. Lineage: Eukaryota; Metazoa; Chordata; Actinopteri; Pleuronectiformes; Soleidae. The record is from RefSeq and is a predicted model, not a curated record. Gene Ontology annotation, biological process: signal transduction. The coding region runs from base 181 to 3249 and encodes 1022 amino acids. The transcript has 23 exons. Gene Ontology annotation, cellular component: cell surface.
GAAACGAGCACACACACACACACACACACACACACACACACUAACUCACUCCUUUCUCUUUUCAAAAGCCCCUUGUGAGGCAGAUUGACAGGCUAGAAUGAAAAUGAGGCGGACGCUCGGUCGCGACUCCAGUGCGUACGCGUCCCUUUGAGCAGACCUCCACACUUGGAUCAUAUCACCAUGGGACCUAUUUGGGCUGCGAGGGACUUUUGUUUGUUUUUGCUCUUGUUAAAUAGUCGCCAAAGCGCAACGCAGCUUCCAGAGACUCGAGCAGAUCCGUGUGCAGAGGGAAGCGAUGGCUGUCACAUUGAUGCCAUUUGUCAGACAACGCAGGGCUCCUACAAGUGCACGUGCAAAACAGGCUUUAGAGGAGAUGGGAAACACUGUGAAGACGCCGACGAGUGCGACCUGGAGCACAACGGCGGCUGUGUGCACGAGUGCAACAACAUCCCCGGCAAUUACCGCUGCACUUGUUAUGACGGCUUCAAUUUGGCACACGACGGACACAACUGCCUGGAUGUGGACGAGUGCGAGUUCAACAACGGAGGCUGCCAGCACACUUGUGUCAACACCAUGGGCAGCUACGAGUGCCGCUGCAAGGACAGCUUCUUCCUCAGCGACAACCAGCACACGUGCAUCCACCGCUCAGUGGAGGGCCUCAACUGUAUGAAUAAGGAGCACGGCUGCGCCCACAUCUGCAAAGAGACGCCCAAAGGGGGCGUGGCCUGCGAGUGCCGCCCAGGGUUCGAGUUGGCCAGGAACCAGAAAGGCUGCACCUUGACCUGUAACCAUGGCAACGGAGGCUGCCAGCACACCUGCGAGGAUACGGAGAACGGGCCCAUCUGCAGGUGUCACGUCAGGUACACGCUGCAGCCUGACAAGAGGUCAUGUGUAGAACGCGACGAAGCCACCGCCGAGUCCUCGGACCACAACGUCACGUCCUUCGCCGAGGUGGACAAGCGGGUCAAGCGGAGACUGCUCAUGGAAACCUGCGCGGUGAACAAUGGGGGGUGCGACUGCACCUGUAAAGACACAUCCACGGGCGUGCGCUGCAGCUGCCCCAUCGGCUUCACGCUGCAGCCGGAUGCAAAGACAUGCAAAGAUAUCGACGAGUGUGAACACAACAACGGCGGAUGCGAACACUUCUGCAGGAACACCAUCGGCAGCUUUGAGUGCAACUGCAGGAAAGGCUUCAAGCUGCUCGCAGACGAACGUUCUUGUCAAGAUAUAGACGAGUGUUUCUUCGAGCGGACGUGUGAUCACACGUGUGUGAACUUCCCCGGUGGUUUUCAGUGUCUGUGCAACAAAGGCUACACCAUGUAUGGACUGGCCCACUGUGGAGAUAUUAAUGAAUGCAGUGUGAACAAUGGCGGUUGUGAUCAGGGUUGUGAGAACGCCAUGGGUGGAUUUGAGUGCUUCUGCCAUCCCGGCUAUAAACUGCACUGGAACAGGAAGGACUGCAUUGAGGCUGAGGGGUCAUCACCUGCGAAACCGCCCUCUAAACCCACCCUGAACUGCAGUAAGCAGGAGGGAGGCGACCGCUGCUUCCUCACAUGCCAGUCCCAGGUUCAUAUCAGCAGUGGGACAGAGGAUUCCUACACGGUGACCUGUGGAAUGCCUCUGCCCUGCUUGGCUGAUGCAGAGAAGAACAACAGUGGCUUGUAUUGCUUAGGUCCAGAGACGGCCGGCGCUCCUCGCAUUAAGACGACAGCCACGUUCAGGUCUGGCACUGCCAAGUGCAACUUAAAACGGAGUCAGGAGAAACUCAAGGAGAGCUUAAACGCCGCACACUUAGAGAGUCGCUUCCUCUUCACCGAGAACGUCCAGUUCAGCUACGUGAGCCUGCGCUGCACGUCGUCCGGCCAGCGGACGCGCAGCCGCCACGGCAGGAGAGCCGGAGACGACGACGGCUCCCUGAUUACAGCUGAGUUUGAGCUGGAUGUGAACCUAGAGGAGGUAACAGCAGAGAGCUGUGACCUGAACUGUGUGCGCCGACGCUCAGAGAAGAGGCUCAGGAAAACCAUCCGGACCCUGAGGAAGUCCAUCAACCGAGAGCAGUUCCAUCUCCACUUUGCCGGGUCGGACUAUGAACUGUCCAAGAAUCCAGAGCCACCAGCAGAACUGGCAGGACACUGUGCAGGGGGACAGGUGCUGAUGGGCAGGAAGUGUGUGAGGUGCACUGUCGGCACACACUAUGACGCGGACCAGGCUCGGUGUGUGCUGUGUCCAGCUGGGACGUAUCAGGACGAGGAGGGACAGACGUCCUGUGAAGUCUGUCCUGGACCUGAAGGAAGAGACGUUUCCAAGACCGUUGGUGCUCGGAACAUGUCAGAGUGUGGAGGUCAGUGCUCUCCGGGUCAGUACUCUCAUGACGGCUUCAUGCCCUGCCUGCCCUGUCCACUGGGAUCGUACCAGCCCGAGGUGGGCCGCACCACCUGCUUCCCCUGUGGAGGGAACCUGGUGACCAAGCGCAGUGGUGCUGUUACCUUCCAGGAGUGUGAGACCAAAGUCCACUGCUCACCAGGCCAUUAUUACAACACCAGCACACACCGCUGCAUCCGCUGUCCGAUGGGCACGUUCCAAGGCGAGUUUGGUCAGAACUACUGUGUGUCCUGUCCCGGAAACACCACCACCGACUUUGACGGCUCAACGAACAUCAUGCAGUGCAAAAACCGGCAAUGCGGAGGCGAGCUGGGAGAUUUUACCGGCUUUAUCGAGUCCCCCAACUACCCAGGCAACUAUCCGGCUAAUAUCGAAUGCACUUGGACCAUCAACCCGCCGCCUAAACGCAGGAUUCUCAUCGUCGUCCCAGAAAUCUUCCUGCCCAUUGAAGACGAGUGUGGAGACUACUUAGUAAUGAGGAAAAGCUCUCUGUCCAACUCCGUGACAACCUACGAGACCUGUCAGACAUAUGAACGUCCCAUCGCUUUCACCUCGCGCUCCAAGCGGCUGUGGAUACAGUUCAGGUCCAACGAGGGCAACAGUGGGAAAGGCUUCCAGGUCCCAUAUGUGACAUAUGACGAGGAUUACCAAGAAUUGAUCGAAGACAUAGUGAGAGAUGGGAGAUUAUAUGCUUCAGAGAAUCACCAGGAAAUUCUCAAGGACAAGAAGCUCAUGAAGGCGUUGUUCGAUGUCCUGGCUCACCCGCAGAACUUUUUCAACUACACAGCUCAAGAAUCGAGAGAAAUGUUUCCCAAAUCCUUCAUCCGCUUCCUGCGCUCCAAGGUCCUGAGAUUCCUUCGCCCCUAGAACAAGAAAAAAAGAUUUUCCGUCAUACGCUUAUACAGAUACUGGUCACAGUAUCUUUUUUUAGCAGUAUCUACUUUUUAUUCUCAACUUCUCCCUUUAAAAGUAUUCUGUAGUCACCUGUUUAUACGAGAGGGGAGCACACACUUGAUCCUGAGGGCGAAGAAGAAAAGACAAGACAACCAAGUGAACUCUUAACUGGAGCUUUAAGGAGGUGAUGAUCAAAUCAAAAGGAAGAUGUCUUCCUUUUGUUUGGAAAUUUCGGAAAUUGGAACAUUUCAACGACUUCACACCAACGUUUAGUAACUACAAGCCUGUUGAAUAUUGCUAAAUACCGUACGUAAUUAGAAUUUGAAAAAACAAACAAAUAUGGUUGCUUAACAGAUGUACAGUUGUACACUGACAGUCAGUGAUUCUGAGUUACUGACAGUAACAGAGACAAAUAUAGCACAAAUGUUUUCUUGAAACAAGAUUAGCACUACGAGAGACGUAGUGGCGCCACAAAAGCAAUUAUUCUGAUGGAUCUUUUGUAUAUGAUGUAAAAAGUUUUUAGGUGAAAUGCUAAUGUGAUGUAGCAACUACAUUUUGAGCGUUUGUACGGCGCCGGUGCAGCUGCUGGUGGCACAUACUUCUGAUGUCCCGUGGACUGUGAAUGAGCAGCACUGUUCUGAAAAACCUCGUCAACAGUGGCUUUUUUCCACUCACGAGACGUCGUCUGCUUCAGCAUAAUGACAACAGUAUAGCAUCGGUGCAUUUUGUAUUAUGGACUAGCAACCAAAGACAACUGCUCACUCUGCAGAUCGUCAGCGUGACUGAAUGAAAUAAAAAGGAAAGAGAGCGUUAAAAAAAAAAGAAACAAAAAGUCAUGUAAAAUAGAAUUGAGCUGUUCACCUGUCUUAGAUGAUACACGUAUGUAUAUUUUUUUAAGGUUUUGUACAUCUAAUAUGCUGUAAAUAAAGAUAGGAAACUUAUUUUAUGUUA